AUUUGGACAGCUUGUCGUUAUCGGUUAUACCUACAGUUAAUCUUCAUAAAACUAAUUAUUUAACUUCUUCGGCUGGUGUUAAAGGGGUGCGUUUCAAAUAAAAGUAUGCAAUUAUUUUAACGUAGGUCAAGCAAGUGGCCAUUUUUUUUAAAACUUUUUUUUUAUAAAAAAGAACUGGCAAUUAUGUGGUUAAGGUUCUGGUUAAAAACAUCGUGUCAAACGUUCUCUUAACAACUGUUUUCUCGAGACACGUUUAACCGGAAGUUGGCGGUUGCUUAGAGACCACUUUGUAAACAUUCCGCUACUCGUGAACUAGACUACAGGUAAAAGACACCGCGCGCACAUGUUUUUCGUCCUCUGUUCUUUUUGUAAUCACUAAAUAUGUCCGGCCGGGAUCCUUAUCCCUCCCCAAAGCUUGAAAACGGCUUCACCCUCAGCGGCUUCAGGCCGAAGCAGAGAACGGCGUUUAAUAAGCCCACGCACAUCGCCCAGGCAGAGGAGCCGUGGAGCCGCCUCAGUGACGCGGCCACCGUGGCCAGCUCGCGACGGAGUGACAAGCACCAGGAUCCCAAGGACAGCCUCGACUUCCAGCUAGAGUCCGUCUAUGAUCACCACAAGGACGUCUUCUGGUUAAAGGACCAGGUUUCAUACCAGAAGGAGACCUUCUCUGCAGACCUGAGGAAGGAAACCUCAAAGCAGGACAUGCUGGAAAAGGAAACCGUGAACGACAUCCGAGUGUGGGUGGAUCCACAGAGGCGCUCGAUUCACAGCAUUAAGUGAAGCUCAGUGGAGGUAAAACUGUAGGCUCAUGCCACGGCUUUUCUUUGGCGACAUCGUUUGAUGAAUUCCCUCUCGUCCCAUUGGUUGGGGGGAAGCAUUUGGCUGCCGUUAUGGACGCAGAGGACAGUCAUCUCAUCAGCGUACUGAAGAUUCUGCAGCAGCUGAAGACAAACACCGCAGGAGCAAAAGUUCAGGAAAACGCAUGGGUCGUAUAAUAAAGUAGAUGUACAGAUUCACACACAA
Molecule: messenger RNA, 1023 nt
Organism: Gasterosteus aculeatus aculeatus (three-spined stickleback)
Lineage: Eukaryota; Metazoa; Chordata; Actinopteri; Perciformes; Gasterosteidae
Gene: cfap276
Product: cilia and flagella associated protein 276
Source: RefSeq, a predicted model, not a curated record